CUCUACUCUCAUCGCCUCUUUUUCUUCUAUUUUUGAUCAUCCUCCUUCCUCUUCAUCCUUCCAUUACCUCUAUUACCGCCAUCACUUCUUUAUUUGCCCAUUUAUUAUUGUUGCUAUCGCUCAUCAUUAUUAUAUGUCUGUUUGUCUGUCCUUAGAUUGUAUUCUCUUUCCUCUUUCUUUUUCAUCUCUUUCAACAAACAAGAACAGCCCCGACGAAAGCUUCUUGGCUACUGUAUCCAUAUCCUUCGUCAAUAUACCAAACUAAUAGCUUAGAAUCAUGACACUACCACUACGGCAGCACUUACAACUACGGCCACAGGCACAAUCACAACCACAACCACCAUUAUUAUCAUUACUGGCGGUUAUUCAAAUAUCUUUAUGUUUCGUCUUUGUGGUAAAUGCUGUCCCUGCACCACCCCCAAUAUCGCCUGGACCUGUUCAGCAACCUCUUUUAUUCAGUUCUGCCACAGUAUGCUCAGGCUCUAAUGAUGAAGCCUGGAUUGUAGGAGCCGACAAAGGCAAAUUGACAUUUGUUAAAAUAGUUGGAUCAGAACCUCAGCUGCCUGCGUUCAAACCAGCCGAAGCAUUUGAUAUCAACGAACAUUUUAAUGGUGGAAAAUGCAUCGUCAUCAACCCUACGACCAUCUAUUAUGUCGCUGACAGUCAUAUGGGAUAUCUCUCUAUUAAUACUAAUGGCUCUAGUACAUGGCAUGAUUGGGCAGGAGGGAAGAUAUCGCAGCUCGAUGUCGCCGAGUUUCGAUACCCCAUUUUAGCCCUUGGCUACGAUGCAACUUCCUCUAUGAUACUCGCUACUGUCAAUGGAGACAACAACGUACGAAAGUGGGACGUUAGAUCAACGAAUACGAUCGGCCUUGCUUCGUUGUCAGAGCUGGGUAUUCCAGAUUCAAAAAGGAUUAUCAGCAUGACUAUCUCUUCAGGAUCUGGAGCAUCCUUUGUUUGGUUUUACUACUCUGACAGCAAGGCACAGUCGCAGCUUCUCAAAGUAAAUCUUAACAGCAAAAUGGACCAAUCUCACUUCACUGUAUCAUCUGGGCAGGUCCUUGUGCCCCUGGCUGGCUCCAAUGGCGUGGCUCUGCUUGGACCUAUGGUUGGAUCUGGAAGCACAGACAACACGCUUGUAUCAUACUAUAUGUCUGACAGCAAGAUAUUCAACAAAUCUAUUCCAAUUGACUCCAAUACGUUACAGAACAACAUGUUUAUUGUUAAGGAAUCAGAAAUAUCGCAGCUCAGCCCAUCAGGUCCAACCAUUUCUAUCAUUGGACGACCGGCAUUACCGCCUGUUUCGGGAGCGCCUAUUCCCCCUUCACCAUCUGUAACAAUACCAUCGCAGGGAUUGGAUCCCAAUGCAGAUGAACAUAACAGCACCAAGCUACCUAUCAUUCUUGGAUCCGUUUUGGGGUUUUUAGCGCUCGUAGCUAUCAUCAUAGGCUUUCUUGUGUACCGUAACAAAAAGACUAAGUACAAGCAAAAGAACCUUUUUCCUAUCAAGACUGAUGAGACCAUGGUGCCCUUGGGAUUGUAUCACAAUGACCGUAGUCUACCGGAGGUGCCACAUCUAUUGGAGAAUGAUCUACAGCGCUUGGGGUACGGAAUACGGCCAGGCAAUCGAGAGACCCAGUCAAAAAAUACGAAUAGUAUCAUUAACGCCAAUCAACACAGUUCCAUGGCCAGCUCGCAGUCGCAUCUAGAUGAAACUAUCCCUGUUGAGGCUGCUCUUAAGCACCAUCGCUAUGAUAUGCAUACGCCUCAAGGCUUGGCCCAUUCUGUCUCUGUUAGCUCCACAACGUCCAAUUUCGCCAGAAGAAAUGGAAAAAGCGGCAAGCGUUUCGAGGAAAAGAUUCAACUACAGGUUAUUCGUUAUGAAAUCCAGGAUGCGCAUCUGAUUAGUCCACACGGGCCGACAGGGCGCUUAGUUCUUGGAACAUAUCAUGUUGUAUCACUCCCCAGAAGCGCACGGUCGAUCAAAGCCCAGGGCGGCGACUCUCAAGCACUGGCACGCUCAGGAACAGUGGUGGUACGUAGAAGCCGACUGGAAUUUGAACGCGAACGUGGACGAUCACCCUCUCCAUCCCCUUCUACGCGACCAUUAACCCCACUACGAGAGUUAGCAGAAGGUAGCUCAAUGCUCUUGACAGAUGCAGAGAAUCAACACACUUUCGAAGCCGCAACAUUAAAGUGGUACAUGACUGAGAUUCAUUGGAAGCGCGAGGCAGCUUUGUUGAAGCAUUUAAAGAGCCCGAUAUUUGUCAUGGAACUUUUGGAGUCCUAUUGUAUCCCUGCACUUCAGAACCGAGCUAAUACUUAUCCGUUUAUCAACGCAAUGGGCGGAUGCAGUAGUCUGCUCUCUGAUCUGGGCCCUGUGAAGACAGCACAGCACGCUCGUGCAAUUCUGCGAUCCAUUUCUGCUGCAGUGGAUUGGUGCCACCGCCAUGGAGUCGUACACCUAAAUAUUCAACCUGGAAGCUUCUUUAUAGAGGAUGGCAUCGAUCCAAAGGCGGAGGAUGCACCCUGGAAACUCUGGGACUUUACAUGUGCUCGUUUCAUUGGAGAGCCUAUUGGAGCGGUAGGAGGAGGAGGCAAUGAUCCUGAGUUAUUACCGAUGCCUGUCCAACCACCACCUAAUCAUCUCAAGUCUGAAGCAUACCCAUAUUUGGAACAGCAGCAGCUAGAGCAGCGCAUGGACCGUAUCGGCGGAAACCCACUUCCGGCAGCUUACACCGCGCCUGAAUUGUUGGAAGCAUGGCGUGCAGGCGAUACAACAUUUCCUGCGGAGGCAGUCAUGGAUACCUGGUCGCUAGGAUGCGUGUAUUAUGAGAUCCUCACAGGUGGCCGGCCCCUUUUCCAGACAGAAUCGGAUGCCUGGGCCUUGAUCGGUGGAUGGAAUAAUCAAAGUCCAUGGACAGCUCGCAAUUUUAGGGUACCAUAUCCUCCUGCGUCAUCAGCAUUUGUAUCGCAAGAAACUAUCAAUGUUCAGGCAGGACUAUCAUUGGAUAGUGUAUUGGAUACCAAUACACCUUAUGAGAAGAGUCAGAUAUUAGAUCCCUCUGGAUCGAUCACACGACUUUUGCACGACAUGAUGAAUGUCAAUGCAGAUGAACGCAUUUCACUCGAAUCCAUCAUGGAGCGGAUAUAUUAACAAAAC
Messenger RNA from Lobosporangium transversale, 3163 nucleotides. RefSeq lists its product as hypothetical. Lineage: Eukaryota; Fungi; Mortierellomycota; Mortierellomycetes; Mortierellales; Mortierellaceae. The record is from RefSeq and is a predicted model, not a curated record. The transcript is spliced from 3 exons. Gene Ontology annotation, cellular component: nucleus. Gene Ontology annotation, molecular function: ATP binding; cyclin-dependent protein serine/threonine kinase activity. Gene Ontology annotation, biological process: protein phosphorylation. Bases 278 to 3157 code for a protein of 959 amino acids.